Scatophagus argus is the source of this 1794-nucleotide messenger RNA. Its product is annotated as claudin-7-B-like. The transcript has 4 exons. Gene Ontology annotation, molecular function: structural molecule activity. Gene Ontology annotation, cellular component: plasma membrane; bicellular tight junction. The coding region runs from base 269 to 895 and encodes 208 amino acids. The record is from RefSeq and is a predicted model, not a curated record. NCBI's taxonomy places the organism in Eukaryota, Metazoa, Chordata, Actinopteri, Scatophagidae. Gene Ontology annotation, biological process: bicellular tight junction assembly; cell adhesion.
AAUCACUUCUCAUUCAAGGUGCGGCUAAGGAACAGGUGCGUUAAGGGUCACCCAGAGACUGUAUAAAGUGUAGUAUCAUAGUUGUUUGCGAACUCGUUAUCAGAGAGCUGAGUUAUACACAUAUAGAUAAUAUCAAAGGAGCUAACUUUGUGAGAAACAAAGAAAACUUAAAGCCGUCAGGUAGUGAGGAGUGCGGGAUUUGUACCUUCACAACAGGUGGACGUCGUCUUUGUUGAAUCACCGUCAAGUCGCUGAAGAACAAGUGAAAAUGGCCAACUCCGGUCUGCAGAUCUUGGGAUUCGCCCUUGCCCUUUUGGGCGUAAUUGGAUUGAUAGUUGGCACAAUUUUGCCUCAGUGGAAGAUGUCUGCUUACGUUGGGGACAACAUCAUCACAGCGGUGGCCAUGUACGAAGGACUCUGGAUGUCUUGUGCGUUUCAGAGCACAGGCCAAAUCCAGUGCAAAGUGUACGACUCAAUCCUGCAGCUCAACAGUGCCCUCCAGGCAACCCGUGCCCUCAUGAUUGUUAGCAUUAUUGUAACAGUGGCCGGCCUGGGCGCAGCCUGCAUGGGAAUGAAGUGCACCACCUGCGGAGGAGAUGACAAAGUACGCAAGUCCCGCAUUGCCAUGACUGGAGGAAUUAUCAUUCUGAUCGGAGCUUUGUGUUCCGUUGUCGCCUGCUCGUGGUACGCUCACGACAUCAUCCAAGCCUUCUACAACCCUUUCACCCCUGUCAAUACCAAGUAUGAGUUUGGUUCUGCCAUCUUCAUUGCCUGGGCUGGAGCUUUCCUGACUGUAGUAGGAGGUGCCAUGUUGGCAGCAUCCUGCCCAAGAGGGAAGUCUACACCAAAGUAUCCCACCUCCAAACCCCCCAGCACCACCAGGGACUAUGUUUAAACUGGACAGGACUUUGUGUUACAGGCUUUGAUAUUCAUGCUGUUCAAGAGAGCAGAUUGAAACAUUGUAAAAAGAUACCCCAGGAAGCAAUCAGUAGUUCAGUUUUUUUAUGUUAGUUUCUUUGGGGCCAUCCUGUAAUGUUACUGUAAUAUUAUUUUAGCAAAUGCAUUAUUAAAGUUUUAAAUAAUGGCUGUUUACGUCUGAAAGAACUUUUUGAUGUUGCCAUCUGGAACUACAGUCAGUGCUUGCUCAUGUGUAUACUAUGCAGUAUACUUUUCAGUUAGUUGAUACCUGCAAAGCACUAAUUUAAAAUUAAUAUGAAACACCUAUGAUAAUGUAAAAGUUUUAUUUCACAUUCUGCCCACUACAGUGUACAGUGCAUUUGAAUGUACAGUUUGGGAAAACAGUUUGAAUGCACUGAAUAAAAAUCGGAUGUGGCAAACGGCAACUCUUACACCUUUCGUUACCGGCUAAACAUCUGGCACAAGAGGCAAUUUGCUAAUUUUUUUUUUUUUUUUUUUUUCAUGUAUUUGUGCCUUUUUAUUUGUGAAUGUGACACAUCAUUCAGUACCACUGUAUGCUAUUUUAUUUUAAUCAAUUGCUGGAGUGAAAUGUAACUAUAAUUUACAGUAAUGUGAUUCAUUUAGCUCAGCUUGCCAAUGCUCUUGCUGCUGUGCAUACAGCAACAGAUGUUUUGAACAAUCCAUUUGACUUGUUCUGUAAUUAGUUUGUGUGAAUGGGCUUGGCUUAUUGCUCCUGUUUUAUUUUUUAACUCUUGAUACCUGUUGCUGCACUCAUCAUAUUUUCAGUUUUAAAAACUUUUUAAAUUGUGUUUUGUUUUGUUUUGUUUUUUUUUUCAGACUUUUUGUGUUGUACAUAAAAUAAAAGUGGAAAAUUUA